Molecule: messenger RNA, 957 nt
Organism: Prorocentrum cordatum
Lineage: Eukaryota; Dinophyceae; Prorocentrales; Prorocentraceae
Source: the annotation of a GenBank genome assembly
AUGCCUGCGGAUAGCACGAUGGCUGUACGGUAUGGCGUGAGCGAGGCGCAGCUGAGCGUCCACGUCUCCGAGGUCGCGCCCUCUGCCCGCGGGGCCAACGCGAGCGGGAGCACAUCGUGGCAGGCGGAUUUCGAGCUGGUCGCGGACCAGCAGACCGCGGAGCAGCACUUCGAGGCACUGGGGAAUGCGAGCGCGGACCCCGCCGGCGCGGCGGCCGCCAUGCAGGCCGCCUUCGCGCAGGAGGGCCUCGAACUGGUGGAGGAGUCGGUGGCCGUCUCGGAGCCGGAGAUCGCGAUCGUGACCGCCACGAGGACGACGGUGAGUGCCACCGCGACGUCGGCCACGGCGACUGCGACGUCGGCGACGGCGAGUGCCACCGCGACGUCGGCUACGGCGACGGCGACGUCGACCACGGCGACCGUCUCGUCGGCCACGGCGACGGCGACGGCGACCGCAACCUCGAGCACGACGCUGACGGGAACCUCCGUCAGCCCGACAGACGCUGGCGUCAGCGUCUCCAGCAGCACCACGACCUCCAGCACCGUCCUGGCCGCCCCAACGGCUCCACCAACCUCGCCGCCAACGUCGCCGCCCACGCCGUCGCCGACAGCGGACUACCCCGUCAUCCUGUCGAUGACCCACACCAGCGUUUCGACGACUACCCCUCCCGCCGAUUUCGCAGGCCCGUCGGGCACGUCCACGACAACCUCCACCGCCGAGGUCCAGCACGUCGUCUCGCACAGCAUGCGCAUGCAGGUGUCGGACCCCGAGGGCUUCGUGUCGGACUCCAGGACCCGACGGCGGAGGCCGUGCGGGGCGUGGUCAGCGGCGUGGCGGGCGUGCCCGCGAGCUCCGUGCUGGUCCGCUUGUCGACCGUGGACGACGAGGGCGGCGCCGGCCGGCGCCUGGCCCCGGCGGGCAGCCGCUGCUGAGCGACGCCUCCAGACGCUGGUGCUG